This is a messenger RNA of Knipowitschia caucasica, 225 nucleotides long. The record is from the annotation of a GenBank genome assembly. NCBI's taxonomy places the organism in Eukaryota, Metazoa, Chordata, Actinopteri, Gobiiformes, Gobiidae.
AUGUUUGGUCUCACCGGGCCUCGCUGCUGUAAACGGCCCCUGUCACGCGCUAAUGGAGGGCCCGAUAGUGUCGCACUCACAAGGGCCCGGAGCACGUCUCGUAUCCAGGUCAAAGGCACGAGCAAGAAUAAUGUGGAGCCAAGUGGAGCACAGCUGUGGAGACGGAGGCAGAGCCAGGCCAGCUGUCGGGUGGUGAGGAUGGGAGACGAGUGGGGCGCUUCCUGA